UGUUCAGUAUCGCCUGCUGCAAAGAAAUAUUAGAUAUAUUUCAUACAUAAUCCAUAAUUUUCAAGAUCAAAUCGAAUCGAUAAGGAAAGUUUGAAAAUGUCAAAAAUGUACCAGUGGAACAUAAUAUCAUGACGGAAAUCCGCAUCGCAUGUUAAAAAUCAACAAAUUGAAACGGACAACGAUAUAAGCAAUAUCGGUUCUAGACCAAUUAAUGUCGAGUAAAGACGAGUUACCGACAAGAUACAUUCAUACGACAGAGAAAUGUGUGUAGCCUGAUAUAUAUAAGUGAACCGGGUGACCGAUCUUUGACAACAGAUAGCCUGCUCUGACUAAACUCCACCCCCGGUAGCUACAGCUGUAAGCACGGGUGUGGACAAAGAUCGCGGAGGCGUUCUGUUUACUACAAAUUACCGGCUCCGUUAAUGAGGAUCAGUUUAUGAAAUAGCCACAGGUCAAUCGACAUCUCUGGAGCCGUCAGCGGAAUCGUUAACAGUGUUUGUGGUGAACAGAUUUCCUGCUGUGGCUAGCAGCUGUAUACCGUCCACGUUAUCUAUUUAACCAACAAUGCAGUUUACAAACAUUCAUAUCAUAACUGUGAUUUUAAUUGUUAUUAUUAUGGAGUUAAUACUCGUGGAAGGGAGUUUUCAGUGUUUCCGGAAGCACAGAAAGGGCAGACGGAAGGAGUUUUGUAAAGGACCAAUGAAAAAUAAGCGGAAGUAUGGUUCACCUGAAAAAUGUUGCGCAAAAAGGGGACAAGGGUUCGCCACGAGAAUAAAAAAGAUUGGAAAGAAUCGGUACAAGUGUACUCCCUGUACGAUUUUACUCACCACAACUACGCCGGUCACUACUCCGAUGCCAGACUGGGGUGAGUGGGGAGAAUGUAGUACCUCAUGUGGUGCCGGAUGGAGAUCACGGUAUCGAAUGUGCACCGACUGUGAUAAGAACCACUUCAACAAUGUACACUCGGAACCGUGCAUGCUAAACUUCUACUGUCCAGUGGACGGUAACUGGGGGCCAUGGUUUGGAUGGACUGCGUGUUCGAAGAGCUGUGGAGGAGGGACCAGGAUGCGGGAGAGAACGUGUAAUUACCCCCCUCCCACCCACGGGGGCCGGGACUGUCCCGGAGAUGCCGGGGAGGAACAAGAGUGUAACGAGGCUCCGUGUUUAAUUAACGGAAACUGGGGAGCGUGGUCCCAUUACAGUCUGUGCAGUGUAACAUGUGGAUCUGGCUCGAUGACACGGACACGCCGGUGUGACAACCCGACCCCGCGUCACGGGGGGAAGGCCUGUCCGGGGUCGGGUAGAGACUCAAGGAGAUGUACCAACCGACAAUGUCCACAGCAUGGAGGCUGGUCACUUUGGGGAUCCUGGAAUAAUUGUCCGGUCACUUGUGGGGUAGGACAGAGGAUGCGAACCCGGGAAUGUAAUAGUCCUCGGCCCCUGUUUGGUGGCCGAAAAUGUCAGGGCAGGAGAGAGGAGGUGCUUCGAUGUGAUGCUGGCCGACCGUGCCCAAGAAACGGAGGAUGGUCAUCGUGGACAGAUUUUGGUCGGUGUCGCGCUGCACGGUGUCAGGAGGGAAUACAGAUCCGGUCCAGGAGUUGUACAAGUCCCCGCCCAAAAUACGGAGGUAGACCAUGUGUGGGCCAACCCAAAGAGGAGCAGAGGUGUGUUAACACUAUCAAUUGUCCCAUCCAGGGAAAUUGGUGUGAUUGGCUGGAGUGGUCUGCGUGCACGGCCACGUGCACAGGCUUGAGUUCCAUGCAAGUGCGACAGCGGAAAUGUGAAUGCCCCGCCCCUAACACAGGAGGACAAGGUUGUUUAGGUGAGAGUUUUGAGGUUCGAGAAUGUGUCAAUGUUCCCCCCUGCAGAGGAUUGUCGGAGUUUUUCCCAGACGGCGAUGGCGGACGGAGAGGGAAGGGAGGAGGCGAUCUGUUCACUCCAAUCACUGGUUCGGGAGAUGGAAGUAAAACAAACGGUGACCAGGAAGAUGACCUAGAAAAGAAUGUUGUGAACGAACUGUGAAUUCGUUUUAACGGAAAUUCGGAUUAAUACACGAGGAAAUCGUUAUUCUGUCUGUCUAGUUCGCUCGCGGUACCUUCUCUGUGGGACCGACCACAGUGGGUAUGCUGACGUAAAAGUGUUCUGUGUGGAGGGGUUAUAUCAGAACUGGACAGGUGGAAUACAAAGACAUUAUCGAAACAGAGAAAAGACAUUGGUUUGUUUGACGAAUUCUCCACCAUGGAGUCCAACUGUACAUGAGCAUUCCAGGACAAACAUGGUAUGGGAGACCUGUGGCGGAACGUCGUGGAUAUUUCUUGGCUGUACAUGUCACAAAUACAGUGUACCGCGUAGAGCGUCUGCUGGUUGAUCUAUCGUCACAAACUAUUUACACCCGACACUCAUUUGUUCAUUUAGAUGAACAUUAAAAUGAAAAAAAGUUGUGAUUUAUCAAAUUUCAGGUUUCUACGCUAGAGUAAUAUAUCUUUAAAAAUUCCGUUGUAUAUCUCAUUUUAAACUAUAUACAUGUUUUUUAUUGUCACUAAGUGUUGUGUAAAUAUUCUUCAUAUGUGUCUGUAUCUAUAGACUCCUUGUUUGUCGUCACACACUGAAAUGUAGACCCUUUCCUAAAGUGUGGAACCUUAAAAUUCCGAGACAACUCACAUUUUUACGCACAUCAAAACAUAUUUGUAACAUAAAACAAAAUGUUUAAUCUCAUAAUUUUAUGCACCUCACAGGAAUGAUAACAAUCCUAGUAUUUUGAGAUCGUUUUUAUAGAAGAAAUAAAAUACUAGAUAUUAGACAAUACAUUAUCAUUGGUCCACUUGCUUGAACAAUGGAAAAUUUUAACCUUUUAUUGUCGGUCAUUAAAAUGGAUAUGGAAAACCCAAUUUCUGUAGGUAACCAUAUAUAUUGAUCUUUUAUCAGUUCAUACUUUGAAGCUGAUACAACUUCCAUUGUAUCUGUAGCGAUGAUUAUCUUGCCAAUGUGUUGUACCUAGAGUAAGUACUUGGUGGACGUCUUUUUUUAAAUAAAAUUACUAAAAACCUGAA
Molecule: messenger RNA, 3050 nt
Organism: Ylistrum balloti
Lineage: Eukaryota; Metazoa; Mollusca; Bivalvia; Pectinida; Pectinidae
Product: coadhesin-like
Exons: 12
Coding region: 565-2022 (485 amino acids)
Source: RefSeq, a predicted model, not a curated record